Messenger RNA from Monomorium pharaonis (pharaoh ant), 4405 nucleotides. Its product is annotated as protein HID1. Bases 139 to 2481 code for a protein of 780 amino acids. The transcript is spliced from 12 exons. Gene Ontology annotation, cellular component: membrane; Golgi trans cisterna; Golgi medial cisterna. The record is from RefSeq and is a predicted model, not a curated record. NCBI's taxonomy places the organism in Eukaryota, Metazoa, Arthropoda, Insecta, Hymenoptera, Formicidae.
UAGCUAUAAAACUGUGACGCCGAGUUGUCACAAUACAAACAUGGCGACAAGGGUGUUCGUUUAAAGCGCAGCGACGCGUUUUCACUGCCUCUCGACUACGACGAAUCUUAAUUGCUGCCGGUGACAACGAAGAACACCAUGGGCAAUGCUGACACAAAGUUGAACUUCCGGAAGGCCGUAGUGCAAUUGACGUCGAAAACUCAGAUAAUCGAGGCAUCUGACGAUAUAUUCUGGGAUCAGUUCUGGUCCGAGAAUGUGACCAAUGUUCAGGACAUCUUUACUCUGAUACCAGCUGCAGAGAUUCGUGUAUUGAGGGAAGAAGCGCCUUCCAAUUUAGCUACGUUAUGCUACAAGGCAGUCGAGAAGUUAGUCAAGGCAGUGGAUAGCAGCUGCAGGACUCAGAGGGAGCAUCAAACUGUCCUUAACUGCUGUCGCUUGCUGACACGUUUGUUACCCUACAUAUUUGAGGAUCCCGAUUGGAAGAGCUUCUUUUGGUCCAGUUUACCUGGUAAAGAUGACGAGGAAAGUCUACCACUGGCACAUUCUCUGCUGAAUGCGCUCUGUGAUCUAUUGUUUUGCCCUGACUUUACUGUAGCUGCAAACAGGAAAUCCGGUCCGGACAAAGCCGAUGAAUUGCAGUCAAUAGACAGCUGCGAAUAUAUCUGGGAAGCGGGUGUAGGCUUUGCAUACUCGCCACCCAGGUAUCCCAUCCUCGAUUCCAAUCGCACGGAAUUAUUGAAGCUCCUGUUGACAUGUUUCAGCGAAACCAUGUACAAUCCGCCGACAGACCUGUCGAUCACGCCGAACAGGUGGAUUCAGCAUUUGACUAGCAGUGAAAACAGACACGCUUUACCCAUGUUUACAUCGCUUUUGAAUACAGUAUGUGCAUAUGAUCCUGUUGGAUAUGGAGUGCCAUACAAUCACUUGUUAUUCACUGAUUCCUUGGAACCGCUGGUUGAUGUCGCGCUGCAAAUUUUGAUUGUAACUUUGGAUCACGAUACCACUGGUGGUGCGCCAUUAGAGGAGGGGGCUAUCGGAGAUAAUUUGUUUAUUAAUUAUUUAAGUCGAAUUCAUCGUGAUGAAGAUUUCCUAUUUGUUCUGAAGGGUAUUACUAGACUGUUGAACAAUCCAUUGAUGCAAACGUAUCUGCCGAAUUCGACCAAGAAAGUGCACUUUCAUCAGGAACUGCUAGUCUUCUUUUGGAAGAUGUGUGAUUACAACAAGAAGUUCUUAUAUUACGUGCUAAAGAGCUCAGAUGUUCUCGAGGUUCUCGUGCCAAUUCUUUAUCAUUUAAACGACUCGCGUGCUGAUCAAUCACGAGUUGGUUUAAUGCACAUUGGUGUAUUUAUUUUACUUCUAUUGAGCGGAGAACGUAAUUUCGGGGUGAGGUUGAAUAAGCCGUAUACAGCUACAGUGCCUAUGGAUAUUCCCGUUUUUACAGGAACGCAUGCCGAUCUCUUAAUCACCGUAUUCCAUAAAAUUAUUACGACCGGCCAUCAGAGACUACAACCACUGUUCGACUGUCUACUAACAAUUCUAGUCAAUGUCUCGCCGUACCUUAAAACACUGUCCAUGGUAGCUAGUACAAAAUUACUCCAUUUGUUAGAGGCAUUUAGUACACCGUGGUUCCUUUUCUCGGCGCCCACUAAUCACCAUUUGGUGUUCUUUUUGCUUGAGAUCUUUAACAAUAUUAUCCAGUAUCAAUUCGAUGGAAACAGUAAUUUAGUUUAUACUAUAAUACGCAAACGGCAAGUGUUCCAUGCACUCGCCAAUCUACCUAGUGAUUGCAAUACGAUUGCGAAGUCUCUUAGUAAAAGGCAACGUCGUCACAUGCCUGCGAGUACGUCAAACGAGAAUGUCAGUGAAGCUGCGAUGGAAGGAUCACAUCCUGCGCAACCUGCCGAACCCGGUACUUUGAAGGCAUCCUUGUUGGAGACUCCUGGUAUCGAAAAGAUGACGGAAAAGGAAUCGGCGCAUCCACUGAGUCCAUCGGCCAGUGUUGAUAUUGGUAAAUCAAUCAGUAAUCUAUCGGAUAGCAAGAUCGAUAUCGCAGAUGAAUCGAUGAACACGACUAAGAAUUCUGUAGUGCCGAGGGGUGGCAUUCGUGUGACCGAGGAGGCAAACAAUGUCAAUAAUGUUAACCAGUGGGUACCGUCCAGCGACUGGGUAUACCAGUGGAAGAGCAAGCUGCCGCUGCAGACUAUCAUGCGAUUGCUUCAGGUCCUUGUUCCACAAGUCGAGAAGAUCUGCAUCGACAAGGGAUUGACAGACGAGAGCGAGAUUCUGAAAUUCCUACAACAUGGUACCCUCGUCGGUUUGCUGCCAGUGCCGCAUCCUAUCCUCAUCAGGCGAUAUCAGGCCAACGCCGGCACGACCGCUUGGUUUCGUACGUAUAUGUGGGGUGUUAUAUAUCUGAGAAAUGUCGAACCACCCAUAUGGUACGAUACGGAUGUUAAGCUAUUCGAGAUUCAGAGGGUUUAGAUAACAAUCAUUAAAAGGUUUGUUACCAUUCGCACUUUUUGAAAUACUGUUUUAUUGGCAGUGCGCAAGAAAGAGUCUCAUCGAACUCGUUAUUGUGUAUCAUAUAUUAUUGUUUUUGAAUAUUAAUUAAAACUGAAGGAUUUAAUGCUGUUUUUAUAAGAACUCGAGGAUAUAUAGAAAUAACGUCUUUAACUUUAAUUUUUUUAAUAAAUUUAAUUAAACAUGUAUAAUUAUGAAAAAAAUGGUUUUUUGAGAUCUUAUGAAAACCUGUUAAAUCAUUAAAAUCCUUUGGUUAACUGAAAUUUAAUCGAUUCUUCGUCUUUUUGGCUUAAUUAAGACAAAAAUCCAAUAAAAAAUUAAUUUCCCUAAAUUAAUUUAAGUGAUUUCGUCGAUAGUUGUUACCAUUUCUUCUAGUUAAAUCAGUUUUUAAUAAAUAAGAAAGAGGGAGAAUCAAUUAAAUGUCGGUUAAUUUUGACCAAUGUUUAACGCAAUUUAACGAGACACAGCGCGACCAAGUCACACGCACCUUCGUUUUCGAUUACUUUUUACACGGUGAGAGUCUUUAAAGUACUUUCAUUUUGAUGUAACCACAUGUACUGUAUACAAGAUCGUAAACAUCGUUUACAAUCAGUAUCAUACUGAUUUAUUAUUAUUAUUAUUAUUAUUAUUAUUAUUAUUAUUAUUAUUAUUAUUAUUAUUAUUAUUGUAUCCCGAAGACUGUAACCUCGUUUGUAUCAUAGUAAUAUACAUAUAUACAUAUUGUCAGUAAAUGGAAAAUAUAUCGUCGAUCUUAAGGAAAAGUCCACUAAUUUAAUAGACUACAAAAGAGCGGACUAUAAGUAAAAAAAUUAUAUUUAAACUUUACUCAUAUACAUUUCUUCGCAUUUUUAUAUAUUUAUGUACAUAUAUAAUUUGACUAUUAUCAAUCAUAAUUUAUAUUUUUACAGUUUUAUGAUUUAUAUUAUCAAUGAUGAUUAUAUAAUAACUAUUCCUAAAACAAUUAGGUAUAUAAUUAUAUUCUCAAAAAAAGACAAAAACAUUCGAUAAUUGUUUCAUUAAGACCGGCGAUAUCGUAGAAUGAUUAUCGUUAUUAAAUCUAGACAAUUCAUUUUUCGCAAUAUGUGUAGCUGUGCUUUUCAAAAUAAUGAUUUUAUUCGCUUUUGCACCUGUUGUAUAUUUCGUAAACAGCUGUAAAUUAAACACUUAAAUGCUUAUUUUGGAAACUAUUUCGCAUUUUCGCGAAAAUUAGAUCUGUAUAAUAAAAAUUCCGGGUUCGUUUUUAUUACACUUAUCGCAACAUGCGGCCUUUCUUUUUUUGUUAUUCGUGUAUGCAAAUUCAUUUAUUAAGAAUGUAAAGAAAAAAGGAUUCGAUGAAAAUGCUUUUUAUAAACGAAACAUCGGCGCGCAGCAAAUCGAUUGUGAUUUUAUUAAAUUAUGACUUGAUAUAGGAAAACCUACAUUCUUUUGCUCGUCUUAGACUGCACUUUCUUAGAUUUUCUAUGAUCUAAAAUGAAUGUAUACGUAGGUUCCUUAAGAUAAAGAAAUAAACCAAUAAAGUAUACAAGCAAAAUUCAUAUUCUCUCUCCAAUUUUUAUAUUUUUUAAAUUUUCGCUUAGCAAUACCUUUUUUUUGAACGAAUGAAUAAUUUAUCGCAUGGAGAGAAAAAAAAUAUAUAAAAUAUAUAAAAUUCGCAAUCGUUUUUUUUCUUUGAUUUUAUCAUAAAUUUUAGAAAAGAGGAAUUUAAAUUUUGCUUUUUUAUCUUUUAAAUAAAAAUGGGAUUGUAAGAUUGCAGUUAAAAAUGACAAUGAGUUUUGUACAUUACAGUACACUUGCGAUUUACAAUUACGAAGAACAUCCAAACGGGAUGUUCUCACAUCAUGUAUUAUAUGUAGCUGUUCUUAAAUAUACCGAGUUAUGACAUAAA